AUGGCCGACGUGGAACCCAUCUUCUCUGCUGUUUCCAGCAAUGCUCAUCAUCUCUAUACUCUGCUACAGUGCAUUAGCUUUGUACCAAAAGCUACCGUGCUUAUUACCCCAGACGGGAUUCGCUUCUCUGUGGAGGAAGGCCGAGUAAUACAGGCACUCGCGUUCCUCGACAAAGCUCUUUUCACCACAUACACCUUCAACCCACCAGCCGCGCCGAACAACACGUCUAGGGAUUCGGGAGACGAUGAUGAUUCUCCAGACCCUACUUGCAAUCCAUGCUUCGUCGUGUCGCUUUCUGCCCUCCUUGAGACACUGAAAAUUUUUGGUGUAAAUGAUCCAUCUGCCACUGGGGCCACCAAAGCAGUUAGUGUCCAACCGUCGAAUCCCUCGUCCUCGAACGCCUUCACCACGCCUGCAUUGCUGUUUGAUCGUUCAUGUACCUUGCAGUAUUUCCAGAACGGCUCCCCUUUGAGCAUCACUUUAUCAGAGACAGGGAUCAAGACCACGUGUGAAUUAACAACCUACGAACCCGACGGCGGCGAAGUCGAUAUCCCUCUUCAACGUGAUGCCAUCAUAAUGAAAGUCAUCAUGCGUUCUGCCUGGCUACAUAAUGCCAUUGUGGAGCUAGGUGCCACUAACCCCAAUGUGUUAAAGAUAUCCGCCUCGGCGGAUCAGGAACCUUUCUUCGCCUUGUCCGGUUCUGGUGGUCCGUUCAGCGAGUCCUCUGUAGAAUUCUCAAUAGAGGAACAAGGCCCGAACAACGGGGCGUCGUCCCAGUCUCGCAAGGUGCUGACAGAUGAUGGCACGUCCAGGUCUCGGGCUAAGAGGGCCAAGCUUGCGCCGACUGUCACCGAGACCUUCCUCGUCAGCCCACCGUCUUCAAUGGGUUCUCGCAUCAAGCAAAAUUACCGAUUCUCUCUUGUACAGAAGGCAUCUCGUGCUAUGGCUGUGGCUAACAAAGUAAGCAUUCGAGGCGACCGGCAAGGAGUCUUAAGCCUUCAGUUCAUGAUUGAAAUCGACACACACGGCUCCAGCGGCGCGAGUAAUGGCACAAGACCGUCUGGGGGAGCGCUAGGGCCCACAGUGACCUUUGUAGAUUUCCGCUUUGUGCCGUUACUGGAUGAUGUGGCAGUUGAUGACGACAGCAUGGGUGAGCUCGAAUAA
Aspergillus nomiae NRRL 13137 is the source of this 1164-nucleotide messenger RNA. RefSeq names its product putative DNA repair protein Rad1. Bases 1 to 1164 code for a protein of 387 amino acids. The transcript has a single exon. The record is from RefSeq and is a predicted model, not a curated record. NCBI's taxonomy places the organism in Eukaryota, Fungi, Ascomycota, Eurotiomycetes, Eurotiales, Aspergillaceae. Gene Ontology annotation, biological process: DNA damage checkpoint signaling; DNA repair. Gene Ontology annotation, cellular component: checkpoint clamp complex.